AUGACGGCCGAGUCCUCUAUUGCAGGGACCACGUCGGACGAAUUUAGCGACUACGAAGACUCACAACCUAUAGUCGAAAUAAAGGAGCGCCCUUUUAAAAAAAUCAAGAAGCCAAAGACAGAGCUCCAACGAAAGCUUCAGCAAGUGUACGACAAGAAGAGUCGAAACAACAAGCGGGCGAGGCAUCAUGCGAUGAGCGGAUCAUUUGUCCCAGUGCUCAAGGAAUUUGUGGAAUUAGUUCAUUACCGCAUCAUGAAGACAGAAAAUCAAAUUAACUUGCUGUGCCUUGCCAAGAAAGCAGGUUCAAGUAUAUCAAAUAAUGUCACGGCUCAGCGGCAGCUGGAUUUGAACCAUGGAGCUCUAAAAUGCAUUCAGUCAACUGCUGAGGAUUGGCGAAAGCGGAAGAGCGGAGAAUCGGGUAGAUGCUUUUUGAAGAAUCUAAGCAUUGAGAUUCAGCUUUUACUGGAGAACCUACAGACACUUGGUGAUCAGCUAAGAGUAGCAACGAACGAGCUACAAUGGCGAUUAGAGGACACGACCAUUGGUGUGUGGGUUUGA
Plasmopara halstedii is the source of this 558-nucleotide messenger RNA. RefSeq lists its product as uncharacterized. Lineage: Eukaryota; Oomycota; Peronosporomycetes; Peronosporales; Peronosporaceae. The transcript is spliced from 2 exons. The record is from RefSeq and is a predicted model, not a curated record. Bases 1 to 558 code for a protein of 185 amino acids.